This is a messenger RNA of Symbiodinium sp. CCMP2592, 876 nucleotides long. The record is from the annotation of a GenBank genome assembly. Lineage: Eukaryota; Dinophyceae; Suessiales; Symbiodiniaceae.
GGGGUCAAGCUGAGACGGAGGAUCCCGCUGCCCUCGAGUUCUUGGAAGCCGAACUUGCCAAGCUCCAGGAGACCAGGCUCGAGGUGGCCCACGAGAUCUACAGGCGCAACCGCGAGGCCCAGCUCCAGGACGAGCAGGAAAACGAAAGGCAGGCCACAGAGACGGAAUUCCAAGAAUUCCAAGAGUCAAUGGAAGAAGUCAAGGCGAACUCUGAUGCCGAAUGGGAGGAAAAAAUGAUAAAGGAGGUGGAGGAGAGGAGGGCCAAGAGGUCGAAGACGAGGAGUGACGACCUAAGCAGAACGCUGGUAGUCAAGCGCCAAGACCUCGACAGAGAGCUCUCCAAGCUCCAGGAAGCACACAUCUCCAGGUACGACCGGGACGUGAGGGACCAGUUGUCCAGGUUGAAGUUGGAAGUCUGGAAGUCCAAGGACCAGGACUUCACGACCAGGCUGGAGAUGGAGACCGAGAAGCUCCUCAAGCUUCUUCCACGCACUGAAGACAUGCUGGAAGCUAUGGACAACCUCAGGUCUCAAGUCGGUCUUCCCAAGUCCGACCGGUCCCAAGGUCCCCAGAGCCAUGAUCUUUUGGGUCUUGGCCAGGACCAAGUCGACCCGCCCCAGGGAAGCCACCAAAAGCCCACCAGCAGCCACCAACACAACCCGGAGCAGACCACUGAGCAGCCCCCAGGCCCAGCAGACGGUACUGACAACACCGGCCAAGGGGAUGGCCAAGGGGAUGGCCAAGGGGAUGGCCAAGAGGAUGGCCAAGGGGAUGGCCAAGCGGAUGGCCAGAACCAGCAGGGGUGGACCAACUCCGGGAACCAAGGUGGCAACCAAGGCGGCUACCAAGGCGGCAACCAGGGCGGCAACCAGGGCG